AUGAUUCAUCAACUUGUUCUUGACUGACUGACUAAACUCCAAAAGAAUUGACCUUGAGCAAUGGUGAGAACAAUCACUAUAUUUGAAGAAGUCAACCCCAGAGGUCUGAGAAAUUUGUUGUCUACUGGUCGAGCAAGGCCUUCCUCUACAAAUCUUCUUCACAUCGAUUGGUUCGGAAGGAUUUGUGACAGAAAUCUGGUUCUUCAGAGGGAGAGAUGGCUGCUGAAAUCAUGGAGCUUCUUUAGUGGUUCAGUUAAAUUUUUCAUGAAUUCGACGAAUUCGAAGAUAAUCAAGCCUCGGGUUCCCUUCAGCAUCAUCAGAGAAGCAAUAAUAGCUGCUUCUGAUUACACAGAGCAACAAAAUUCCAUGGAGGUUGUGGAACCACAGACCCAAGACAGCAGCUCACAAGGAAGAACAGAUUUCCUAUUGUCUUUCUCGACCAAAGUCGAAAUUGCGAAGGAGCUCGUGGCAAGAUGCAGCAGCCGAGAUCAGUCGGCCCCUGGCAACGAGCUCCAAAGCACCAUCAGACAACUAGAGGAAGUGAUCAAAAGCAUGGCAGAAGACUUCAGCAAUGUCUCACUUUCAGAUUUUGAGAUCAACUACCCUCUGGAUACUUCACAAAGUGAUGUGGAGCCACAAAGUGCAUCUCAGGGAGAAAAUGGUUACGAAAGUUUCGUCAAGGGGAUGUACGAUCGAAUGGGAAGAAACGAUAUCGAAGAAGACUCGAAUGUUCUCCCUCGACUGGCUGACAUUCUGCAACCAGCAUACCAAGGAUUCUUGUGUCCACUGACAAAGAAGAUCAUGGACGAUCCAGUUACCAUAGAAACUGGCAUAACUUAUGAAAAAGAGGCCAUUUUGGAGUGGUUUUCGAACAAUGUAGUCUGCCCGACAACAAGGAUGGAGAUCAGAAGUGUGGGUUUCAGCAGCAAUUUGGCACUGAAGCACUCCAUCAAAGAGUGGAAGGACAGGAACGAGGCGACGAGGAUAAGGAUCGCGAGAAGCGCUUUGUCACUAGCCGAUUCAGAGGCCAUGUUGCUGGAUGCAAUCAAGGAGCUGCAAGUGCUGAGCCAACUGAGAAGGUGCAACAGGGAGCACAUGCACAAUGCUGGAAUUACAGAGCAAGUUACUCAUUUUCUUCAGCACGAAAGCACGAAUGUGCGGUGCGAGGUGAUGCAGCUUCUGCGCUUGCUGGUGGAGGAUGAAGCCGGGAAGGUCAUUGUAGCAAACACAAGAGUAAGAGCCCUCACAAGGACAAUCAAGAUGAUAUCCAGCUACAACUCCUCCGAGAGGCAUGCAGCUGUUUCAUUCCUCCUAGAGCUCUCCAAAUCCGAAAUGUUCUUGGACAGGAUCGGGGGAACCCCCGGCGGUAUCUUGAUCCUGAUCACCAUGAAAUACAACAAGGAAGCCGAUCCUUUCUCGGCGGCCAAAGCAGAAGAAACUCUCAAGAACUUGGAGAAGUCGCCGAUGAACAUCAGAUACAUGGCAGAGAAUGGCUUUGUGGAACCCCUUUUGAACCACCUCAAUGAUGAUUCGGAAGAGGUGCAGAUGGAGAUGGUGAGCUACCUCGGAGGAAUUCUUCUUGAAGAUGAGAUGAAGACUUAUGUUGCAGAGAGAGCCUCCGCCACCCUGAUUCAGAUGAUCAACGGCGGCAACACGAGCAUCAGAAGGGAAGCGCUGAGAGCGCUGGUGCAGAUCUCAGCUCACCCUCCCAACUGCAAGAUUCUGGUAGCCGCAGGCAUCAUGCAGGCCGUGGUCGAAGAGAUCCUUCCGCGCAGAAUCAACAGCGAGCCGCUGGAUUCCCCGGAGGAGGCAGCGGCGAUCCUCGCGAACAUGCUCGAAUCUGACGCAGAAGGUUCGUCGGAGAUGAAACUGAGCGAGACCGGGCACACCGUCGUCUCGCAUUACUUCAUAUACAGCAUCGCCCAAUUGAUCAAGAGCUCCAUGCCGGAAAAAGCUAGUGCGAACCUUGUGAGGAUCUUGCUUUCCCUCGCCAAGCUGCCAUACGCGAUGGCCACUGUACUUUCGGUGGUCAUGGAGAUCGGCGCGAUCCCAACCAUCGUUGAAUUCCUCAACUCUGAGCUGGAGGAGCUUGCCGUGGUCGCUGCAAAGCUGCUCAUCGUACUCUCGCCUCACGUCGGCCACGCCAUAGCGAACGGUGUCUGCAAGACGAUCGGCCAACCGGAGGGCCUGAUCGUGGGCUACAGCGCCCAGCGGAUAACCGAGAGGCAAGCGGUGUCGGCGAACCUACUCGCCAAGCUGCCGCCCCAGAGCACGCCGCUCAACCUGGUCCUCCUCCUCCAAGACACUGUGCCGGUGAUUCUUGCAAGGAUAGAAGAACUGCAAAGGGGCGAAGUGAGAGGCGGCGGCGGCGGCGGCGGCGGCGGCAGCGGCAGGAUCACGGGGCAUUACCUGGAAGGCCUAGUGGGAAUCCUCGUGAAGUUCGCCGGCAGCUUGUUUGUCCAGGAGAUUCUCAAGUUGGCCCUGUCGAGGAACUUGACGUCGGUGUUCGCCGAUUUGCUGGUGAGGGCGGGGGGAAGCAGCGAAGUGCAGAGGCUGGCAGCGGUGGGGCUCGGGAAACUCUCCUCGCAGUCCGUGUAUCUCUCGAAGCCGCCUGCGGAGGCGAGGAGGAGGUCCACAAGGCCAGUCACCUUCUUCUCCAAAUCCACCUCAAGCAAAGAGGAAAAGUCGGCAUCGAUUUGCCCGGCGCACAGGGGAGUCUGCUCCGCGACCACCACGUUUUGCCUGCUGGAGUCCGGGGCGGCGGAGAGGCUGCUGGUCUGCCUGGAGAACGAGGACAGCAAGGUGGUCGAGGCAGCGCUGUCCGCCAUUAGCACGCUGCUGGAGGAGAGUGUGGACGUGGAAGGGAGUGUGCGGGCGCUGAGCCAGCUCGGGGCAGUCCGGAGCGUGCUCGGGGUGCUGAAGGUCCACGGCCGGGAAGAAAGGGUGGUGCAGAGGGCGCUGUGGCUGGUCGACAUGUUCUUGGAGAAGGGGAAGGAGAAGGAGAAGUUGUCGGAGGAGAUCUACAACGACAAGUUGUUGCGCACAGUGCUGGUGUCUGUAUUCAACAGAGGGGAUGGCGGCGGCGACAGCAAGAGGAUGGCGGAGAACAUCCUCAGGCAUAUAAAUAAAAUCCUCAGCUACAGCAGCAACAAUUUGGGCAUGUGAUGUUGCCUUUCGAUUGUUUAAACUUGUUUAUUGUU
Messenger RNA from Zingiber officinale, 3200 nucleotides. RefSeq names its product putative U-box domain-containing protein 42. The transcript has 4 exons. NCBI's taxonomy places the organism in Eukaryota, Viridiplantae, Streptophyta, Magnoliopsida, Zingiberales, Zingiberaceae. Gene Ontology annotation, molecular function: ubiquitin-protein transferase activity; protein binding. Bases 61 to 3165 code for a protein of 1034 amino acids. The record is from RefSeq and is a predicted model, not a curated record. Gene Ontology annotation, biological process: protein ubiquitination.